AUGGCCCAACCCAGUCCCAAUUCCAGCACAAACACCAACCCCUCCUCGACGACACCCGCAGCCGAGCACGGAUGGAAUGGCUCGAACUUCCUACCCAGUGACAGCUGGCUCAACCGGACGAAGAACUUCUAUCGCAUGGCAACGAGCCAAAUGUCCGCGGAAGGCGCAGAGAAGUACUGGUGGGACGCCGACCAGCGGAACAGCACAUUCGACUGCGCGCGGUGCGAGAAGAACCGGGACGAGCUGCUGAAGACAUCGCCGAUCAUUGUCUUCAUGCGUCAGAACAUCAAGUCCCUGGGCGGUGACAUCGGUCCGCAUAACAUCCGCUGUCGGACCUGCCCCGAAAAGGCCGAGGGCGGGUUCGACCACGAGUAUGGAAUAAGGAUCUGUGCGAACUACGUCGAGACCAAGAAGAAGCUGGAGGACGUGAUGGCGCAUGAGAUGGUGCAUGCGUAUGAUCAUUUGCGGUUCAAAACGAAUUUGGAUCGCGAUACGGAUCUGCGGCACUCGGCGUGCUCCGAGAUCAGAGCCAGCAAUUUGAGCGGAGAGUGUCGAUGGGCGAAUGAAUUCUUCAAAAAUGGUUUCAUGAAAUUCACCAACCACCAUCAAGACUGUGUUCGGCGAAGGGCUGUUCUUUCGGUUAUGGCGAGGCCGAAUUGUAAGGAUGAUGUUGAGGCUGUUAAGGUGGUGAACGAAGUAUGGGACAGUUGCUUCACGGACACCCGACCCUUCGACGAGAUAUAUCGGUGA
Molecule: messenger RNA, 750 nt
Organism: Exophiala aquamarina CBS 119918
Lineage: Eukaryota; Fungi; Ascomycota; Eurotiomycetes; Chaetothyriales; Herpotrichiellaceae
Exons: 2
Coding region: 1-750 (249 amino acids)
Biological process (GO): mitochondrial proton-transporting ATP synthase complex assembly; mitochondrial protein processing
Cellular component (GO): extrinsic component of mitochondrial inner membrane
Molecular function (GO): metalloendopeptidase activity
Source: RefSeq, a predicted model, not a curated record